Messenger RNA from Suillus plorans, 159 nucleotides. RefSeq lists its product as uncharacterized. The transcript has 2 exons. NCBI's taxonomy places the organism in Eukaryota, Fungi, Basidiomycota, Agaricomycetes, Boletales, Suillaceae. The record is from RefSeq and is a predicted model, not a curated record. The annotation marks the transcript as partial.
GAGAAGCUAGAUGAAUAUUAUGAGAAAACUACAGACACUGCUGCCUAUGUUAUUGCCAUGUUACUUGAUCCAACAGCCAAACUCGCAUACUUCAAAAAGCACUGGCCAUUGAAUUUGCUCGAUGAUGUGCUUGCUUGUGCCGAGAACGUCUUCGAACAA